Messenger RNA from Girardinichthys multiradiatus, 3369 nucleotides. It is a transcript of the gene thap12b, whose product is annotated as THAP domain containing 12b. The transcript is spliced from 5 exons. NCBI's taxonomy places the organism in Eukaryota, Metazoa, Chordata, Actinopteri, Cyprinodontiformes, Goodeidae. The record is from RefSeq and is a predicted model, not a curated record. The coding region runs from base 247 to 2502 and encodes 751 amino acids.
GACGUUCGUCGUGGGCGGAACAUAGUGUAGCAAGUGAAGUAGAAUGACUCCAAGCUUGACCGUUGUGUGUGGCGGUUUUAGGGUGUGCUAAUUUGUUUUAGAGAUGUUUAUGAGACAUUUAUUUGUGAACGUUAAAGCUCAACUGUGAUUUAAGAAUCAUUUCCGUAAACCUGGCAUCUUAAAGAGAUAUCAAGGUAUCAGACAUUAGCCACCUGAGUUAGCUGAGCUAACUGCAAAGAUUCAAGUAUGCCAAAUUUUUGCGCGGCUCCAAACUGCACACGGAAGAGUACACAGUCAGAUUUGGCUUUUUUUCGGUUUCCUCGGGACCCUGAGAGAUGCAGAAUCUGGGUGGAGAAUUGCCGCAGGGCAGAUCUAGAAGCCAAAACAGCUGACCAGUUGAAUAAGCACUACAGAUUAUGUGCCAAACACUUUGACCCAGCUAUGGUGUGCAAAACUAGCCCCUAUAGGACUGUGCUGAAGGAUACAGCCAUCCCAACCAUAUUUGAUUUGACAAGCCAUCUGAAAAACCCUCACACCAGGCAUCGAAAGCAGAUUAAAGAACUUACUGAUGAAGAUAUAAAGAGGAUGAAAGAAAGAAGAUUGGCAUCUUCUGCUGAGCAAGCCGUCAAAAAAGAUGAGGAUAGCUCAAACGCUGCUGACGAUGAACCUCAACUUUCAGCUGAGGAGAAAGAGUACCGGGAUUAUUUAAGGUCUUUGUUUGAGAUUCUGUUCCUGCUGGCAAAACAUGCAAUCCCCUUGACCACUGACAGAGUAUCUGAAGAAGAACUCAAGUCCAACAACUUCCAGGCCAUUCUAGAUUACUGCAUGAAUGCUGGAGAUGAAGCUCUGAGGAAGAGAUUUGAAAUGACUGCGGUGAACAGCGAGUACCUCACUACCACUCAGCUAAAUCAGCUCCUAGAUGUUUGCGAGAACACAGUGAGAGAGGAGAUGCUUAUGGAGGUAAGGGAAAGUCGCUUUUACUCCCUGGUGACGGGCAACCUGGUCGAAUUCGCCAACAGCAAACACCUUCCCGUGUUCCUCCGCUUUGUCAAUCAGCAGAACGUCCUCAGAGAGGAGUUCAUGGACUUCCUCCCCUUUGUGGACGGAGACGAAUCUGCACUGGUAGAAAGACUGGAGGCCCAACUGGUGGACCGCUGGGGGCUCAGCAUGGAGGACUGCCGUGGUCAGGCCCACAAGGCCACUGGUACCUCCACCACCAAAAUGAAAGCUGUUGCUGUACUGCUCAUGGAGAAGUACCCUCUUGCACUGCACAUGCCUUGCUCUCAUAUGGCACUGAACAUCCACCUCGCCAACAACCUGCCAUAUCCCAAUGUGCAGAUCGUCAUGGAAAAUCUGAGGAGGAUCACUUCUUUCUUAAAAACCCCACAUACUCAGGAUGAACUACAGAAGGCCAUAUCGACUCACUUCCAGAAAAAUGAAGAGAAAGGAAAUGCACUGAAACAAAUGUGUCUCUCAGGAUGGACCGAGCAACACGACGUCUUUGAUGUGCUGCUUGAUAUUUUACCUUCACUCCUGCUAUGCAUGGACAGCAUUCGGGACAAUUCCGAUGGACAGUUUCCCAGUUGUGUCGCAAUGGAUGCAUAUUCAAUUGGAGAGAGCCUCGCAGAGUUUGAGGUGAUUGUCACCAUUGUCAUCUUAAAGAAUGUGCUAACAUUCACCAGAGCCUUUGGGAGGAACCUACAGGGGGAAACACUUGAUGUGUUCUCAGCUGCGAACAGUCUAACGGCAGUUCUAUACUCUCUGAAUGAGGUUAACGAUAACAUUGACGUGUACCAUGAGUUCUGGUACAGCGAGGCCAUGAGUUUAGCUGCCCUCAUGGAAAUCCCUGUGUCCGUCCCAAGACUCUUUCUCCGAAAGCAGCGGGCAGCUGACCUUGGUGAAAUCCAAGCCGAGACCUAUUUCAAGGAGUACGUGACCAUACCGGUGAUUCGCGGCAUCAUGCAGGAGGUGGAGGACAUGUUCUCUGACAACAAUGUCAAAGCUCUCAAGUGCCUAUCACUGGUUCCGGCCGUCAUGGGCCACAUGAAGUUCAACACCACAGAGGAGAACUAUGCAGAGGUCUACCGAGGCGACCUCCCUAACCCGGACACGCUUCCUGCUGAGCUCCAUUGCUGGAGAAUCAAAUGGAAGCACAGAGGGAAGGAGGUGCGCUUGCCCACCACCAUCCAUGAAACCCUCCAGUUGCCAGACGUAAAGUUCUUCCCCAAUGUUGACACCUUCCUGAAGGUGCUUUCCACUAUGCCGGUUCUCAAAGUUGAGAACAGCACCGGCGACACCGCGAGCGAGCGGCUGAAGGCUUAUCUCAACCGCAUGCCUGCGAAGCAUUUAAACAAAAGUCUUGCGAUGCUCCACAUUAACACCCACGUCAAACAUGACCUGGAUGUCAUGGUGGACAAAUACUGCAGGCUCUAUCCCGAGGAUGAUUCUGAAGCGGAGCCUGAGGACGUGGGCGAAGACGUUAUUGUGACAAAAGUGAUCUGAAGCUUUGGGCCAGACCUUGGCAUCAGCCGGUAUCAGAUUCAAAACAUUUAGUAGCCCUCUCUGUGCCAGGUGAACAGCAGUGUGGAGCAACAGGUAGGGGAGGGGUUUGAAACCGUAACUUUAGAAAUCCUCUGUGAACUUUGAUAAGAAUAAACAACCCAUGCCUAGUCAGACCCGGAUGAAACAACGAAGCUUCAGCUUGUCAUCAGAAGCAGAUCUCUAAUGUUCGAUCAAGUUCGCACUGAAAUUCAAAUAGAUUUUUUAAUCAACUUCUAAAGACUUAGACUAAAAAUGACACGGUAGGUUUAUAAAUGGAGUUCAUUGUCUGAUGUGUAAAUAUUAAAUGUUUCUCCAUCAGACUGUUCAGCGUUUGUUUGCAAUGGCACCGUAAUUCAAUGAAUUCAAUCUUUACAGUUAUUUUGGUUUUUUUUAGCCUUUUGAUAUCAGUGACUUUGGUAUUUGAACUGGUGACUGUGUUUUUAAAUCAAACCACAUGAUGGAGGCAGUUCUCCCAGUUUAUAAAGGAGCCCUUCGCCUGGCUAUUAAAUGAGACUAACAACAGAAGUGCAGCUAUCUGUUGUUUCAUGUAUUUUUUUUUUUUUUUUCUAUUAUAACUUUUAACCAAUGUGCCAUACUUUCACAUAUUAAAUACCACAUAUGUUUGAAGUGCAUCUAAAAUAAUGUUUUUGUGUUCAGAAAAUGUCUAAAUUAAAUGUGCAAGACUUGUUUUGUUCUACAUGUACAGUGAAGUAGGAACUUAGAUUUGUUAUAGUUGCAGCUGAUUCUUUUUUUAUAUUGCACUAUAAUGUUUUGAAAAAAAUGUUGGUUGAAUUUUAUUUUAAUUAAACACCCUAUAAAGAGCAAAAA